Messenger RNA from Bursaphelenchus xylophilus (pine wood nematode), 2453 nucleotides. Lineage: Eukaryota; Metazoa; Nematoda; Chromadorea; Rhabditida; Aphelenchoididae. The record is from the annotation of a GenBank genome assembly.
AUGACUGAAGAACGGCCAGUCGUAGUAAACUCGCUGAUUUGUUUUCUGAAUAACUACAGAGACGAGGCCAACCUGGAGAGGUUAUUGGACUACUUCUCGGCCGACGCUCAUCGAGUUGCUUAUCAGACUCUGCUCGACCUGAUACCUGACAAACUCAAAUUGGAAGAGAAGCCGAGUCUAAUCAGAUUAUUCGAUCUAGUCAACAACAACCCCAAAUCCCCGAUCUUUACGGCAUCUGAUCUAACCGUUCUUCCCUUCAACCUCAACUACGAACGCGCUCCUAAGAUGUCCAAUGAUCUGUUCAACAAGAUCCAUCAGUUCCGGCUUAUUGUGCAGAAUGCAAUCGACCGCAACGACGAUGAUAUGAUGUUUUUACCAAGGUAAGGAUACCGUAAUGUUCCCUCUUGAUUUUAAAAUGCGGGAGAAAGAGGUGAUAGGAAAUGGAAAGGACCUUGAGCACACAAGUCGAGGGUUAAAAUAAGGUUGUGGUUGUACUUAACAAACUGCUGAUGCGAUCAGCAGAUAAGGUCGGCGGAGGGAACGGAGAUGGAGGGCAGCGAGGAGGCAAGGUUAAUCAUUUUUGUAGUAAUAUUUAUUAUAAUUAGGAUCUGAAAUAUUAGUCGCAUUAAAAGGUCGGAAAUUGUAAUUGUUUCAAAAACGGAAAAAGAGAAACAGACGCUCAGGUGCACUCUUCUUUCCUCAGGUCGCCGCCAAUCUCCGUCCUCCUCUCGCUCUUACCGUAAUCCUCAAAUGCCGCAAAUUGUUAGGUGAGUGGUGGAAAGAUGGAUUUAAGAUGCAGCCGGAAUUUAGUCAUAUCUGAUCGUACAAUUUUUGGAGUAACGUCACGACCUUCUCAUUAACGUUGUGUUGCGAAAACAAUAUAGGAAUUGCGACAAUGCUUUCCCUCAAGACAACAAUGCAUCAGUGUUAUACUAUGGCCUCAAAAAUCGAGCUUGUGCCUCGCUUUCAACUUUUUGAAUGGAAUCUUGACUCAUUUUUGAAGCAAUAUAACGGAAUCCAUUGUAAUUUUAGACAAUCGCAACGACAAUAUCCUCAGUCCUCUUCGCCUAAGCAUGACCAAUAUACUGAUGAGGAGGCAAUGUCUUCACCCUCUUCCGAGGCCGCUCAUUCACAAUCUAAUCAUCCCGCUAGUCCAUCCUCCAGUCAGUUUCAUGUUGAUGCUCUUCUUGGUUCCCAACUAGUCAAGAAGAAGAGUGAGGGAAACAGAUUGGAUCAAGCCGUUCGAAGGAUCACUGAUCGAUUGGGAGCCAAGUUGGAGAAACCAGAAAGCCGACCAACCAGUACCAGUAGUUCUCAGGGCGCUGAAGACGAGAGAAUGUCGAACGAUAACUCUUCGUCUACCUCCAAUCAGAAUAACAGGAAAUGUGACCUUUUGAAUAAUAACAACAACAACACUAUUCCCUCCAAUUUCAUGGCCUUAUUGCCGCUUCUUCGGAAUCCUGCUAUGACGGCCCAUCUUCAAUUCCCGGUGAAUGCUCAGAAUCCAGUUCCCCUUCAAUUAAUGAAAAACUGGGCUAUAAACUUUCAUCAACAAAUUCAGAAUCAAAAACAAAGUGAGGAGACCGAGUAAGUGUAAUAUUGUUGUCAAAUCUCCCUUUUCUCUGCCGUUUCUCUCUUCUGCGGCCCUUUUCUCGACUUAAAUUAGGGCAAGUGGUUGGCAUCGGGAAGAAUGGGAGAUGGAUGGAUCGCCUUUGAUCACCCUUACCUUGAUAACCCUCUUCAACUCUUCCUUAACAAACUCUCGCCGAACCUAAUUAAAUGGGAUAUAACACUCGCCAUUCUUUCAGAUCUGAGGAUAUUUCCGUGGACACUCCAGAUGAAGCGGAUUCCAAACCAGGCGCACAGCUCAGUCCAAUCUCAUCAGAAUCAAGGACAACGGAUGAGAACCAAGAAAAGCCAUUCGCCUGCAUGCUGCCUACUUGUAAAAAACGAUUUGCCAACAAAUUUUUGUUGAAGAAACAUCAAUUCAUUCAUACUGGUCUCCGGCCUCACGAGUGUCCUUAUUGCAAGAAACAGUAAGUAUCUUGAGGCUAUAGAAUAAUUUCUGCAAUUGUUUUAAACGUGGAGCUCUGGUUUCGAAAUUACUAUAUAAUUUGUAAACUUUCGUGACAUAAUAACCGAAGUUGCGCAACAACACGCAAAAGUUUAUUUUCGGAAUUAAAAAUCACUGCGCAAUGAUAAAAACGAGGGCGCUUUACACAAAAUUGUAAAAGUAAUAACGAGGGUUUGUUUGCAGGUUCAACCGGAAAGACAAUCUCCUCAGACACAAGAAGACACACAUCAACAACAGCAUGUCGUAUUCAGGAAGAAGACGACAGAAUAUGUUGUAUGGAGUGUCGGAGGAGACAGCAUCCAGGCUAAACAACUUCCCCUUCCUCAGCGAGCUUAUGACUCAACACGUUGAUUCCAAUGAUAAUAUUGCAAUGAAUUAG